AUCGAGAAGAGCCCAGGGAUCUUGUCAUUGACCAUUCCUGGAAUAGCUUCAUCAAAGAGAAUUCUGCCUUUGGGUUUAGUCCUGUGAGUCACAUGCAAGGAAUUGUACUGCCUCCUGAAGGAAUUAUAGAUAUCCCAGUAUUAUUUUUGCCCCAAAUUAUGAAGUUACACAAAACACUGGCCAUUGUUCAGAUGAUGAAAGUAAAUAGAGAAAAUUGGCCUAUUGACAAUUUUGAUGAAUUGGAUACAGAGACUAAAAGAACUAUGGGAAUAGAGAGAGGAGAAAUUCAAAAAAUACCCUGGAUAUACCCUAUUCUUGGGCUCCCACAGGCGCCACAUCCUAAAUCUCCUGAAGUUGUCAUUACAUGUCAGUCCAAGAAGCGAGUAGAAGAGAAGGUGGAAGUCAUGCUGACUGGUGAUUUUUUUGGAGAAAAUCCAACUCCAGAAGAGACAGAUUUUUUAGUGAUUCCAAAAAGAAGUUCAGAUAUUUCUUAUGAAGAUUUACAUGAUAAACCUAAAAAUUGUGAAUUUGAAUAUGAAAUUCAAUUUGAAUCUGAAGUUAUGAAGUCUAACUUGGAAUCCUGUGUGGCUUUAUAUUUGAUCAAAAAAAGUUAUAAUGUCCAUGCUGAAAUAAUAUCGUUGGUCUUCAAUCUGGUAUUUACACCAAAGAAACCAUUGUGGUCUCAUGUUACACUGAAAAUAGACUGCAUAACAUAUGGGAUCUGGAGGUUUCCCAUAACGUUGGUUGCUACUGAGCCUGAUGUAGAUGAUGUCAUGGACAUUGAAGGAGUUGGUUUAUUUAAGGAAUCUGUUAUUGACUUUAGGCUGACAAGUCAGACAAGAAAUUCUGAGCCAUUCACCGCAUACUUCCUGCCUGGCAGUGAUCCAGAGUUUUUUGUAAGACCUCAGGUUGGAGAACUUCUUCCUUUUGACACUGACGGAACUCUCAUCAUUGUAGGAUUCAAACCCCAAAUGUACAGUAGAAUAUACAAAGGAACGUUAGUAAUACAGACGGAGCAUAUGUACUGGUCGUAUGAUAUCAAUGGAUUACCUCUAGCAACCACGCCAUUGAAGGCUGUAAAAGCAAAAAUUGAUGCUAGUAACAAGAAAUAUGACAGCGUGCCAAUUCGUCGGCGCAAUUUCAUCUGUGAAAAUGCAAAACUCAUAAGAACAAGGGUGUCUUCUACAAUUAAGGGUGCUCCUUUGAUGAGAAAGAAAAAAUAA
Galeopterus variegatus (Sunda flying lemur) is the source of this 1223-nucleotide messenger RNA. RefSeq lists its product as uncharacterized. Lineage: Eukaryota; Metazoa; Chordata; Mammalia; Dermoptera; Cynocephalidae. The annotation marks the transcript as partial. The transcript has 8 exons. The record is from RefSeq and is a predicted model, not a curated record.